This is a messenger RNA of Hyla sarda, 1593 nucleotides long. RefSeq names its product keratin, type I cytoskeletal 13-like. Lineage: Eukaryota; Metazoa; Chordata; Amphibia; Anura; Hylidae. The coding region runs from base 1 to 1545 and encodes 514 amino acids. Gene Ontology annotation, molecular function: structural molecule activity. The record is from RefSeq and is a predicted model, not a curated record. The transcript has 8 exons.
AUGAGUGUUAGGCAAGGAUCUGGAUCAAAGCUCGGCAGCUCAGGGUCGAGCUCGGUAAAAACAUCUAGCGCUAGAGUCUCAUCAGGAUAUAUCUCUGGUGGAAAUUAUGGUGGUGGUAGAAGUUCUGGAAGCUAUGUGGGGAGCAUGAGGGGUGGAAGCGUAAGCGCCGGUUUUGGUGGUGGUCAUAUUGGUGGAUCUGGCUUUAGCAGUGGGUCUGGCAUUGGGGCUGCAUGUGGAACUGGUUUUAGUGGUGGUUCUGGAUUUGGCAUUGGUUCUGGAUAUGGCGGUGGCUCUGGAUUUGGUGGUGGCUCUGGAUUUGGCAUUGGCUCUGGAUUUGGUGGUGGUUCUGGAUAUGGCGGAGCAGGCUUUGGUGGAGGAGCAGGGUUUGGAGGAUCUGGUUCAGGAUUUGGGGUUGGUCAAGGAGCAGGCUUUGGACAUGGGGACCAAGGACUUCUCAAUAUCAAUGAGAAGCAUACUAUGCAGAACCUGAAUGAUCGCUUGGCAACGUAUCUGGAUAAGGUACGAUCUUUGGAGGAGGCCAAUGCUGAUCUGGAGAGAAAGAUCCGUCAAUGGUAUGAAAGCCACGGUCCUAAACCAGCCCAAGACUAUAGCCAUUACUUUAAAACAAUUGACGAUCUACAGAAAAAGAUCCAAGAUGCCACCACCAACAAUGGCCGUGUGGUCCUUCAGAUUGACAAUGCCAGAAUGGCCGCUGAUGACUUCAAGCUCAAGUUCGAGAAUGAACUGUUCAUGCGCCAGUCCGUGGAAGCUGAUACCAAUGGUCUGAAGAGGCUCUUGGAUGACUUGACCCUUUCUCGAAGUGAUCUUGAGUCUCAACUGGAGAACCUGAAAGCAGAACUGGCCGCUCUGAAGAAGAACCAUGAGGAGGAAAUGAAGGCUUUGAGUGGACAGGUCACGGGUACCGUCAACGUGGACAUGAAUGCCGCUCCAGGAAUCGACAUGCAGAGAGUGCUCUCGGACAUGAGAGAGGAAUACGAGUCACUCAUUACCAAGAACCAAAGGGAAAUCGAAACUUGGCAUCAUGCAAAGAGUGAAGAGCUGAGACAACAGAUGACCAAGGACUCCCAUGAAUUCCAGACAACUAGUACUCAAGUUACAGAGCUAAGACGUACUCUCCAGAGCCUUGAGAUUGACCUACAGUCCCAGAUCAGUAUGAAAGCCGCUCUGGAAAGCUCCCUGGCCGAGACAGAGGGACGGUACUGCAUGCAACUGGCCCAACUUCAGGAGAUGAUCCAAAAGGUGGAGUCAGAGUUAGCCGAGAUCCGCUGUGAGCUGGAAGGCCAAAGUAUGGAGUACAAGAAUCUUCUGGAUAUCAAGUCUCGUCUGGAGCAAGAGAUCAACACUUACCGUAGCCUUCUGGAUGGCCAGGGAACCCAAUCUCCCAAAGGCUUCUCCUCUUCCUCCUCCUCUUCUAACUAUUCAACAUCAGUUUCCAGUUCAGAUAGACAAGGUGGAUCCUACCAUAGCGAUGGAAGGGGGAGCAACGCACGUGACCAACACUUCCAGUCUGGAUUCAGAAAAUGAGCCGUCUCCAGCUCCGAUGCCUGCAAUCCUUCCAAACGCUACUGUUCU